Molecule: messenger RNA, 669 nt
Organism: Adineta ricciae
Lineage: Eukaryota; Metazoa; Rotifera; Eurotatoria; Adinetida; Adinetidae
Source: the annotation of a GenBank genome assembly
AUGCAAACGAUUGUUUGUUUAGGAAAAACGGGUAAAGCAGACCAACGCUUACAAAAUCUAUUUUACCGUAAAUCAAAACUCGAGAGUGUCAAUGAAACGUCUGCAUUACUCAGCGGAUUUGCUAUCGUUGCAAUCGUAGAAUUAUCGUUAGAUUCGUACAAAGAUCAUAGUUCAAAUGAUAAUCUACUCGUUUGCUAUGCUAUUAUCUCAUGUCUGUUAGUUGGAAUACAUCUUCUUGCAUUAUUGAUGUCGAUGUGUAUUUUACCUGAAUUGAAAAGUGUAAUCCGUCAAAGUGAUGUGUGGAUAAAUAAUGAAAAUAGUAAACCGCUAUCGUCGUUGAAUAUUUAUAUCGAAAUAGCUUGGGUCGUUUCGACUGGACUUGGCUUAUUUUUAUUUAUAAUCGAAUUGGGAAUUAUCAUUUGGAUUAAAGUUAGUGGAUUCUCUCGUCUAGCGGCAAUAUCAGCGCUUGUGACACUGUGUCUUGUUGGCUGUCCAUUUAUUUUAUUCGCAAUUGGUUUUUAUUUUCGUGUCACGCGAGCCAAAGUUCAUUUACAUCAAACGGAUUUGGAAAAGAUCGAACAGGGAGCUAUUGCUCGGGGACUUUUACUCAACAAUCCUGUUGUUACGCCGACCACAACUGUAGAAUUUCAUAUCGAUGGAAAUCAUUAA